Messenger RNA from Hirundo rustica (Barn swallow), 3559 nucleotides. It is a transcript of the gene NCBP3, whose product is annotated as nuclear cap binding subunit 3. Gene Ontology annotation, cellular component: cytosol; nucleus. The record is from RefSeq and is a predicted model, not a curated record. Bases 14 to 1834 code for a protein of 606 amino acids. The transcript has 13 exons. Lineage: Eukaryota; Metazoa; Chordata; Aves; Passeriformes; Hirundinidae. Gene Ontology annotation, molecular function: mRNA binding; RNA 7-methylguanosine cap binding.
GCCUGGCGGAGCCAUGGCGGCCGUGCGGGGCCUGCGGAUCUCGGUGAAGGCGGAGGCGAGCACGACCGCGGCGGAGCCGCGCGGCCCCGAGCCCGAGCCCAUGGAGGUGGAAGAGGGAGAGCUGGAGACCAUCCCUGUGAGGCGCUCGCUGCGGGAGCUCAUCCCGGACACCAGUAGGAGAUAUGAAAACAAAGCUGGAAGUUUCAUCACUGGAAUAGAUGUAACCUCCAAGGAAGCAAUUGAGAAGAAGGAACAAAGAGCCAAACGCUUCCAUUUUCGGGCUGAGGUGAAUCUGGCUCAGAGGAAUGUGGCCCUGGACCGGGACAUGAUGAAGAAAGCAAUUCCUAAAGUAAGACUGGACACCAUUUACAUUUGUGGAGUGGAUGAGAUGAGUACCCAGGACAUCUUUGCCUAUUUCAAAGAGUAUCCUCCUGCUCAUAUCGAGUGGCUGGAUGACACCUCAUGUAAUGUGGUCUGGCUUGAUGAAGUGACAGCAACACGGGCUCUAAUAAAUAUGAGCUCCCUGCCUGAUCAGGAGAAAACAAAGAGCAGAGAAAACAAUAAAGAGAAGACGGCUGAAAAAACCAAGAAAGAAAAACAGGAGGAAAGCUCUGAUGAUGAGACAGAAGAAGGCGAGGUUGAGGAUGACAAUCCCAGUGAUGUGGAGUUGGAUGCGCUCUCCCAAGUCGAAGAGGAUUCUCUCCUACGUAACGACCUUCGCCCUGCCAAUAAACUGGCUAAAGGAAACAAGCUGUUCAUGAGAUUUGCUACUAAAGAUGACAAAAAGGAGCUGGGAGCUGCAAGGAGAAGCCAGUAUUACAUGAAAUAUGGCAAUCCAAAUUAUGGAGGCAUGAAAGGAAUUCUUAGCAAUUCUUGGAAGAGGAGGUACCAUUCCCGUCGGAUCCAUCGGGAUGUGAUCAAGAAGAGGACGCUGAUCGGGGACGAUGUGGGCUUGACUCCUCCCUACAAACAUCGGCACUCGGGCUUGGUAAAUGUUCCCGAAGAGCCCAUUGAGGAGGAAGAGGAGGAGGAGGAGGAGGAGGAUCAGGACAUGGAUGAAGAUGACAGAGUGGUGGUGGAGUACCGGGAUGAGCUGCAGGCUUUCAAGCAGUCGCGGGAGCGCAGCGCCGCGAGGAGAUCCAGCGCCAGCGCCUCUGACUCGGAUGAGAUGGACUACGACCUGGAACUGAAAAUGAUUUCCACCCCCUCGCCCAAAAAAAGCAUGAAGAUGACCAUGUAUGCAGAUGAGGUGGAGUCACAGCUGAAAAAUAUUAGGAAUUCCAUGCGAGCAGAUAGCAUAGCCACCAGCAACAUCAAAAACAGGAUUGGCAGCAAGGGAUCCUUGGAGAAAGUUGCAGAUGUGAGGCUCCUGUUGGAAGAGAAACGUCAGAGUAACUCUGGGCCACGGCAGCCAAACAGCACUGUCAAAUCAGAUGUGAGGCAGAGACUGGGAAAAAGGCCACACUCUCCAGAAAUCAAAGCUCCAAGCAGUACCUGUGCUCCUCGUCGAGAGCCAAUCUCAGAUGUGCACAGCAGGCUGGGAAUCCCCAAACAAGAUGUAAAAGGCCUCUACUCUGACACCAGAGAGAAGAAAUCAGGUAAUUUAUGGACCAGAUUGGGGUCUGCUCCAAAGACACAAGAAAAGGCUCCAGAGAAAGCUGAAAACUCUGUGGCAUCUCCAGAGGAAGAUGACUCUGAGCUGCAGAGGGUUUGGGGCGCUCUCAUUAAGGAAAAAGAACAGUCCAGGCAAAAAAAGAGUCGCUUGGAUCAUUUACCCUCCCUACAGAUCGAGAUCAGCCGGGAAAGCAGCUCCGGCUCAGACUCUGAAUCAUGACUGGUUCCACAGCCUGACCCUCCAGGGGGGGACUCUGCAGCGUGGCAGGAUCCCCUCUGCCCGAAAGCUGGACACUGGCAAAGACUCUGCAGUGAAGGUUCCAGAAAUGUCUCUGUUCCUUUUCUACAACAAGAGAGGCAUAAACCACUUGAAACCUAAAGCAGAGACGUUUGUCUGGAGUCUGUGGCUGGCCCUGUGCUCUGUGGGGCAUUGUCAUCUCUGUUUGUGACAGCAAACCUGUAGUGAAUUGUAGCAAAACAUUUUCUCCCCCGAGCUUUGAACUUAAAAGAUGAGGCAGAAAUGCUCUGUGUUUUUAAGGAGACCUUUUCUGUUCUUGAUAUUUUCAUCAUGGAGGCUUUCAACAAAACGUUUUACACACUUCAUCCAAAGAACAGGGCGUUUCAUUAUCCAGAUCAUUGCCUUGCCCUUCUGGCUCUUACCAGCACCUUUCCUUUCCUCUUGAAGUAAUAACAAUAAAGCUUCCUGGGUGGGCAGCCAGCAAGGAUAAAGCAUGAAGGGAUUGAUUGUCACAUUCCCUUCCUCCAACACACUGAAUGUAAACCCAAGUUACACUUUUGAAUACAUUCAGGUUCCAUGUAGUUAUCCCAGUGGCACCACCAGAAUCCAAGGGAUCUUGCUCAUUUAUUUUGGUGAUGCCACGUUUUGCUGUAGCAGGGAUUGAGAUGUUCAGGACUGCCAAGCUGGAUGUUUGACAAUUGUGUAAAACCCUGAGGGUUUGGGGUUUUGUUUUGGUUUUUUUUUUUUUGCUGUUGUUCCAUGAGGAGACAUUAUAUUGCUUUCAUUCCACCUGGAUUAUGUCCUAAAGCAGUCCAACAGCUGGAAAACAUUUUUAUAUUUCUGAGAAUCUUGCUGUUGGUGAAAGCUCUGGUGGUGUGCUCUAUCUAUAUAGAAGUGAAAGAGAAAAGGAAACCUUUAGGAUCACUGUCUCCUGUCAAUAUUUUGGAUGUUCUUCCUGUAUAGUACACGUGGAUGUCGACAUGAGUGAUUGUUCCAUUCAGCUUUUUUACCUGCACAUUUUCGCCCCUCCCUGGGUAGGACAAGGGUUUGAUCAAUGUGCAACUGCUGAUUUUUUGGGUUUUUUUCCAUGUUGCCAGUAAUUCUGAGUGAGGAAUAAUGCAGCACAUCACAUUCAGGUAAACAACAGGUAGCAAAACCAUUUUUAUAGUCUGAAAUCUGUUUGCAGUGUUCCUUGGUUCUGUCAGUCCAAAAUACCUGUGAACUUCUCUUCCCAUUUCUGCUUUUUAACAAGCAAAUUUUUCCCCCCUUUUUUUUUUUUUCCCCCCCCUAUUUUUGUACUAAGUUGAAGUAGGUUUGAGGUUUCAGCGAGGAAUCUGCAAGAUUAACUUUUUUUAUGCUUUAUGAUGUGUGAGGAUAGCAGCAUGUAAAAUGAAAGGUCAGAUGACAGGCACAGUGACUGGAGGGGCAAUCUGGGGGCUGGCCAGGCUUCAAGCCUUACUCUUCCCUUGUUUUGUGACACUCAUCCUUGAUUUUCUAUUUAAUUAUUGACUAUAUAAAUGUCUCAUAAAAGCACUGUCGAGAGAAACGCCUGCAAUGUCUGAUCACUGUAAUAAGUCAUUUUAAACGUGUGCUUUCGUUGAUGUCCUCUCCCCAAGCCUCCCCAGAGAAUCACGCCCGUCUCUCCAGAUCCUGAUAAAAUUUAUUUAACCCGUGUCUUUUUGCCGGUAAACCUCUGUGUUGUGUCAC